UUAUAAACAUAACCAAUAUUAAACUGUUAAUGUCUGGUUAAUAACACUAAUUUGUUUAUAAUUAAUGUAUUUGUUUAUAACGCUGUUUGAAGGCUGCAGUGACACCGUCUACCUGAAGGGGGCAGCGUUACAUGGCUGGUUACCGUUAUAUAUAAAAGCCGCAGAAGAAGAAAUCUCCCGCCCCUCCGCUGUUUUAAACCGCGGCGGGAACCUGCGGCUCGGUCACUGCUGCGUGAGCUGCGUGAGCUGCGUGUCCAAGCUCCUUCAGGCUCCUUUGACUGUUCAGGUCUGCCAGCAUGCUGUUGCAGCUUCUGCACCCCGGAAGUCUCUGGGCUCCAGUUCAGCCAACUCCUCUUCCUCCUCCAGCAGCCAGUGUGCCACACCUGCAAAGGGCAAAUAUGCCGGUGGUAAUCCGGUGUGUCCUCGUCCCACGCCGACCUGGCAGAAAGGCAUCGGCGACUUCUUCGGCGGUCCCCCGAGGAAGCCCGAGAAGGAGAACCAGAAGCCCCACGAGGUGGAGGAUGAUGAAGAGGCUGGAGGCAGCGGGAUGUCUAAGGCCAGCAGGAAAUCCAGACCGCUGCCUGCUGAGGACGAGGAUGACGACUGAAGACCACGGGUCCGUCUGAAGACCACGGGUCCGUCUGAAUGUGAAUCUUUGUUGCUCGUGUCUCCUCAUUUUAAUGUACAUCUGUAUAUAUUUCUGAUGGAAUUCACUUUGUAUAGUUCAUUAAACUUUUAUGUUUUUAACCUGCA
Larimichthys crocea (large yellow croaker) is the source of this 753-nucleotide messenger RNA. RefSeq names its product PCNA clamp associated factor (gene pclaf). Bases 65 to 607 code for a protein of 180 amino acids. The record is from RefSeq and is a predicted model, not a curated record. The transcript has 4 exons. Gene Ontology annotation, biological process: regulation of cell cycle; translesion synthesis. Gene Ontology annotation, cellular component: nucleus. Lineage: Eukaryota; Metazoa; Chordata; Actinopteri; Sciaenidae. Gene Ontology annotation, molecular function: chromatin binding.